Molecule: messenger RNA, 873 nt
Organism: Rasamsonia emersonii CBS 393.64
Lineage: Eukaryota; Fungi; Ascomycota; Eurotiomycetes; Eurotiales; Trichocomaceae
Exons: 1
Coding region: 1-873 (290 amino acids)
Biological process (GO): retrograde transport, endosome to Golgi; endocytic recycling; Golgi organization
Cellular component (GO): membrane; EARP complex; GARP complex
Source: RefSeq, a predicted model, not a curated record
AUGUCGACCAUCUCGUCUCCUCGUCCCUCCAUCGCUUCAUCUCGCGCCCAUUCGCCUACUCCCACCUCCUCGCGCCGGCCGUCUACCGACAAUCUCAACGUCAACGUCAGCGGUCUAGGUAUCAGCUCCGCGCCGGGUUCUACACGCGCUACGUCCCCUGCUCAUCGUCGCAACCGUGCCGCUCUCCGUGAUUACUAUAACCUCAAACCGGCGGGUGCAGACUCGUCCAGCGGCGAGGCAGGAGCUCUGCGAUCCGGAAGUGUUCCGCGGACCACCGGUGCAGGCGAUAUAUCCAGCCCGUCCACAGCCACGGUCAAUCCCGAGCUAGACAAUCCAGACUUCGAUGCCCAACGCUAUGUUGACCAGCUUCUUGCCACGUCCUCACUUGCGACAGUACUGAAAGCAGAGAAUACUCUUGUGGGCGAUAUUCGAACACUCGAUGGAGAGCGCAAGGCUCUCGUCUACGACAACUACUCCAAACUGAUUCGGGCUGUGGAGACGAUUGGAACGAUGCGCAAGAGCAUGGAGGAACGAGGAGCUCCCCUUACGAUGACCAAGACGCUAGGCCCUGCCGUCAGUUUUGUAGCAGAGACUGCUGGCGCUCUUAUCCGGGAGGGAGAGGAGCACAGGCGGCGGGUGAAAGAGGCUCAAGGCGCUGGAGCAGACGGGAAAACUGCGGAGAGGGAGACGGUGAAGUGGGUUCUUGGAACUCCUGACAGGCUGAGGAGGUUUCUGAGCGAGAAUAAGAGGGAGGAGGCUGAGAAAGACUGGGCGGAGAUUGAGAAACUUUUGAAUAAAUGGGAGGGCGUUAAAGGGGUUGCGGAGCUGAGAGCAGCCUGCGAGGAGAUCAUGAAACAGGACGAAGGGGUAUGA